Messenger RNA from Salvia miltiorrhiza (redroot sage), 1295 nucleotides. RefSeq lists its product as uncharacterized. The record is from RefSeq and is a predicted model, not a curated record. Bases 142 to 990 code for a protein of 282 amino acids. Lineage: Eukaryota; Viridiplantae; Streptophyta; Magnoliopsida; Lamiales; Lamiaceae. The transcript is spliced from 3 exons. Gene Ontology annotation, cellular component: mitochondrial matrix.
AUAAAAAAAUCAUCAAGAUAAAUACGAGUUGAAGUGGAUCUCGAAGUGGAGCUUAUUACUUUAAUCGAAUAAUCAAACUGAACUCGAAUUAAACUUAAGCUUAAUGGAGUAUUUCGAGCUGAAGCUCAAUUUAAUGGUGGAAUGCAAACUCGUCGAAUAAUCAUUUCACGAUUCGUAGAGAGCCCUACUUUGAGUCAUAUAUACGCCGUCGAAACUCGAAACCUUAAACCUCUUGCAGGAUUUAAAGCAGCUGAGCAUUCGAGAGAAACAACAAAACCUCGAAACGCGAUGACGUGGAGGAGGGCUCUAUUGUGCGCGGGUGGCGUCGCGCACCAACUACUGACACAGCCCUCGCGCACGAUAGCUUCGCGGCCGUUUUCGUCGACGGCGUCGUACACCGUCAAUUCAGUUAUUCUCCGCUCCCUCAAAGACCACUACAUUGAAGUCACCAAGAUGACUCCACCUCCGAAAAUUAGCCCACCUUCUCCAUAUGAAGUUGUGAAGGGGGCACUUAACAAUGGGGGUCCUGUUCUAAGGCGGAUGUUUAAUGAUGAGGUGAUCAAUGUAUCAGUUAUGAGAAUGGUCGACAUUGUUCCAGGAGGUUCUGCUGAUGAUUAUGGUGGUGAUAACAUUAAUCAAUUAUUUGUUCAUGUUGACAUUUCUAAGCCAGGGCAGCAAGAGUCUUUGCAUUUCCUUUGUGGAAUGUAUCCGGAUGCUCUUGGGAUUCAUUCCGUUUCAAUGAGACCAAAAGCAGAUUCUGGAGGGUUCCUUGUGGUCCCAUCUAAAUAUAAUGGCCCAGUCUUUGAAGAUGUAAAUGAAAAGAUUCGAGAUGCUCUCCAUAGUUAUAUUGAAGAGCGUGGAAUAAACGAGAGCCUGUUUCCAUUUCUGCAAGCUUGGCUCUAUGUGAAGGAUCACCGCAAUCUCAUGCGUUGGUUCAAAGCUGUUGGGACUUUUGUCAAUGAGAGUCACCAAGGAACCCUACAGGCCUAAGGAAUUUCUUAAUGGUCUUCUCAACUUCUGCAAACGUCAUUGAUAGAAGAUUUUGCUUCUUGAAACUACACCAAAUCUGAAAAUUAAAAUAUUCCCGGUAAGCUAGCACUUUAUCUACUGAAGUAGACCUAGUUACUGUCACUUUGGCUAUCGACUUCAUUUUGAUUUUAAGGUAUCUUUGCUCUCUGUGAAUUGGCAUAUAGUUUUUAGCAUUCACGCAACUGUUCUGAUUUCUGUGAUAAUGGUUGCUGUGUAUAGCACAUUCUGUUUCAUAAGUUGGAACUGUUAGUGCUGACUUUUUAAAA